Molecule: messenger RNA, 1605 nt
Organism: Talaromyces amestolkiae
Lineage: Eukaryota; Fungi; Ascomycota; Eurotiomycetes; Eurotiales; Trichocomaceae
Exons: 1
Coding region: 1-1605 (534 amino acids)
Molecular function (GO): nucleotide binding
Source: RefSeq, a predicted model, not a curated record
AUGGCCAUCAACACCCUGCCAACAACAACCACCACAAAACAGCUUAGAUUCCUGGUCAUCGGCGCCGGCUCGCGAGGCCACCGCUACGCCGAAGCUGUCACAGAAAGUACCUCAGCCCUCAUCCACGCUGUAGCUGAACCACGGCCCUGGAACCGGCAAGAAUUCGGAGAACGCUUCAUCUGGGGCACCAACAACAAGCCAAGCAACGGACAAGAAUUCACCGACUGGCGCGACUGGCUGAAAUGGGAACAGGAACGUAGACAAGCCCUUGCCAAUGGACAACAAAACGUUCCCCUUGGAGUUGACGGUGUUUUCGUCUGCGCCCUAGACGAGAUGCAUGUCGAGAUCAUGUGUGCAAUCGCACCCUUGAAUCUACACGUCCUAUGCGAGAAGCCACUCGCAACAUCUCUAGCCGACUGUCUCGCCAUCUACCGCGCUUUUGUGCCUGACCACAAAAGGGACGUCGGACCUUCAAAAGUAUUCUCAAUCGGACAUGUCCUACGCUACAGCCCACACAACAUGCGCCUGAGGCAACUCCUCCUCGAAGAGCGCGUAAUCGGCGAUGUGGUCUCCGUCGAACAUGUCGAGCCCGUCGGCUACUGGCACUUUGCGCACAGCUAUGUACGCGGGAACUGGCGCCGGGAGACGCACGCUGGUGUUGGCUCAUUGCUCACAAAGUCAUGCCACGACAUCGAUUUUUUGGUCUGGUUGCUCUCCUCUCCACCACCGGGAUCGCCAAAGGAUAUGCCACCGCAUGAACCACGCACGAUAUCGUCAACAGGCCGAUUGACGCAGUUCAUUGGUAAGCGGAAACCGAAGGAGGCAGGUGAUGCAACGAAUUGUCUCUCGUGCCCGAUUGAGCGGAAAUGCAAUUAUAGCUCUGUGCGACUGUACAAAGAGAGACAACUGGACAAGGGCAAUACGGAUUGGCCGUUACAUAUUGUCUGUCCAGAUAUUGAGGAUACGUUCAAGGUAGCUGGUGCAGAUGCGGCGGAGAAAUUGUUAAUGACUGCUCUUGCCGAGGACUACGAUAAGAGUUCCGCUCCCGACGCGGAAAUCAAGUCGAGGUCGUGGUAUGGCCGCUGUGUGUGGGAGUCGGAUAAUAAUGUCUGCGACGACCAGUUCGUGACUCUCACAUGGGACGAUGAACAACCACCAUCCACAGACGAAGGAAAGUAUACCCCCCGAACAUCCAAAACCGCAUCAUUGCACAUGAUCGCACCCACCGAGAAACAAUGCGAGCGCCGGGGUCGCAUAUACGGCACAGAAGGCGAAAUCGAAUACGAUAGUCGCACAAUUAAAUACUUCUCCUUUGCCACCAAUGAAUUCACAACUAUCGAAAUCCCGAAAGCGAAAAAUCCAAAGGAGGAGCAGGCGCAUGGAGGUGGGGAUUGGGGACUGACGAGGAUGUUUAUUGGUGCUGUGCAGGCUGUUGAGGAGCGUGGUUGGGAUGUUAGGGAUGCGCAAAGGGAGUUUAUUGGGUGUACAUUAGAAGAGGCCGUCAGGAGUCAUGCUGUUGUUUUUGCGGCCGAGGAAGCGCGACGAGAAGAAAAGGUUAUUAGGUGGCAGGAUUGGUGGGAUCAGCACUUGAAAUCUCUUGUAUGA